This is a messenger RNA of Cavia porcellus (domestic guinea pig), 3265 nucleotides long. RefSeq names its product collagen like tail subunit of asymmetric acetylcholinesterase (gene Colq). The transcript is spliced from 17 exons. The record is from RefSeq and is a predicted model, not a curated record. Gene Ontology annotation, biological process: extracellular matrix organization. Bases 479 to 1855 code for a protein of 458 amino acids. NCBI's taxonomy places the organism in Eukaryota, Metazoa, Chordata, Mammalia, Rodentia, Caviidae. Gene Ontology annotation, molecular function: extracellular matrix structural constituent conferring tensile strength.
AGGUAAAACUGCCACAGGCAGAGGGGUUCGGCUCCACGGAGUUCUGUUUGAUUCAGGAGAGUCGGUUCUGUGCUGCCGUGGGACCCUUCAGCUCUAGACUGGUAGAUGACAGCAGGUGAUCAGUUAGUUAGCAGUCCCGUCUGCUUUUGAGGACAGCUAGUGCACAUGUGAGACUUGGCUGCUUUUCCAUUGCUGCUUCAACAGCCACUUACCUCAGUAUCCAGCAAAGAGAAUUCUGACAUCUUCAUUUUAAUGUGGGCAUUUGAUCCAGUGCUUCUGAUAAAUAUAACUCUGUGUAGUACGAAGAAGGUUUAAUGGGAAAUGGUUGGCAUUCUUUCUGGGCAAAGGCAUGAGAGAGGGAGGGGAGGCCGGGAGAGGGAGAGAGAGAACACAAACAGCUUUGGAGACAGAGCAGAGAUAAGCAAGGCUCCGCAGCAGCCCAGCCUCCCGGACUUGACACUUGCCAGAUCUGGCCAGCAUGGUUGUCCUGAAUCCGAUGACUCUGGGAAUUUAUCUUCAGCUUUUCUUCCGCUCUGUUUUGUCUCAGCCGACUUUUAUCAACAGCGUCCUCCCGAUCCCAGCAGCCCUUCCUGGCCUGGAUCAGAAGAAGCGUGGUGGCCACAAGACAUGCUGUCUCCUGACCCCCCCUCCACCCCCGCUCUUCCCUCCACCAUUCUUCCGCGGAGACCGAAGUCCGCUUCUCUCCCCAGAUGUGAAGAAUCUCCUCCUGGACCUGGAGACCUCACAGUCCCCGUGCCCGCGAGGCUCGCUCGGCUCCCCUGGGCCACCCGGCCCCCAGGGUCCACCGGGGCUUCCUGGAAAGACAGGACCAAAGGGAGAAAAGGGAGAGCUUGGCCGGCCAGGAAGGAAGGGUAGACCUGGCCCCCCAGGUGUUCCGGGCAUGCCUGGGCCCAUUGGCUGGCCGGGCCCUGAAGGACCCAGGGGUGAAAAAGGCGACCUGGGUAUGAUGGGCUUGCCAGGGUCAAGAGGACCAAUGGGCUCGAAGGGCUAUCCUGGAUCCAAAGGAGAAAAGGGAUUGAGAGGUGAAAGGGGUGACUUGGGCCCCAAAGGUGAAAAGGGUUUCCCAGGAUUUCCUGGAAUGCUGGGGCAGAAAGGUGAAAUGGGCCCAAAGGGUGAGCCUGGGAUAGCAGGACAUCGAGGACCCACAGGAAGACCAGGAAAGCGAGGAAAGCAGGGACAGAAGGGAGAUAGUGGAGUUGUGGGCCCUCCUGGCAAGCCUGGGCCUUCUGGUCAACCUGGCCGUCCAGGCCCUCCGGGACCCCCAGGGCCCCCAUCUGCAGGACAUCUUGUGAUGGGACUCAAAGGGGAAAGAGGACUUCCCGGGCCUCCAGGAAGAUGCCUCUGUGGAUCCCCUAGGAAUGUGAACAACCCUUCCUCUGGGGAAUCCGUGUACGGGCCCAGUUCCCCAAGAGUUCCUGUGAUUUUCGUGGUCAACAACCAGGAGGAGCUUGAAAGGCUGAACACCCACAAUGCCAUUGCCUUCCGCAAAGACCAGCGAUCUUUGUACUUCAAGGACAGUCUUGGCUGGCUCCCCAUCCAGCUGACCCCUUUCUACCCUGUGGAUUACACUGUAGACCAGCGUGGCACCUGUGGGGAUGGGGUCCUGCAGCCCGGGGAGGAGUGUGACGACGGGAACCAUGAUGCGGGCGACGACUGUGUCAGCUGUCGUCGGGCCUACUGUGGAGAUGGUCACCGGCAUGCAGGCGUGGAGGACUGUGAUGGCUCUGACUUUGGCUACCUGACGUGUGAGACCUAUCUACCCGGGUCCUACGGAGACCUGCGGUGCACCCAGUACUGCUACAUCGACUCCACACCCUGCCGCUACUUCACUUGAGGACCUGAGGAGCAGGCUGUGUAGCUGACAGCCGCUUCCCACCCUCCUCAAGCUGGCCUUGCAUUUUCCUGGGCCAGUGUUAUCCACCAACCUGUGUGUGAACAAAAUGAGGACAAGCUCUUGCUGCUGAGUCGUGCUUUUGACGGUCUGACUGGAAGAAUUUAGGACCACUGUGUCCUGUCUGGAUCCAAAAUACUGAGUAACCUUCCACAUGUCCACCCUGGAAACUAACUGUUCCCUGUCUUUACCAUCUGGCCACGUGUCCUUUUUCUUCUGGAAUGUCACUGUAACAGGCCACGGACUUGGCUUUGCACUGUUACAUACCCGCCCUGCAGGGCUGUUUUCUUUUGCUCCAGUUUCCCCCAGAAGCCUGGGGUACAGACUUUUCUGCCUGAGGGACUUCUAGACACAUCCAUUCUCACCAGGGCAGCCUGCUUGCAGGGCUUUGCAGGCCUGAAGACCACAAGGCAGAAAGGUGGACACAUUCUCUCCAUGUGGCCGGCAGCUUUGGACUUGCUGUGGGAGUUCAACUGCCACACCAUGUGGAUGUGGUUCCCCAGGAAGACUCAACUGUGAAAAAAGUACUGAGAGCCACAAGACCUGUGCUCCCCAGCAAAGGGCGGAGGCCCUGCUGACCUGCGUUCUGUGUGAACAGUGCCAGGGCAAUGGCCUGCCUCUCUUGACAUCUCCCAAAGGGACAACUCGGAGUGUCUAAAGCUCUGGCACCAUCUUAACCUUGCAGCUGCCUAUGCACAUUGACCUCUGUCUGGCCAGUGUCCUUCAUGACCACUUCCUGUUUAGGAGUCUCACUCCACAAGUCCACACCGGGUGGGCAUGGGAGUCUCCUUGUCUCUAGGGAGAUACGGUCUUGGUUUUCCCUGUCUGGGGUCCCAUUGAGCAUACUCUCACAGAGACUGUUUCUGUCCUGGCCCCCAUCAUGCUUCUUGCCAACUCUUGUAAGUACCCUGUGACCUUCCCUCUGUGUCUGUGUCUCCCAGCUGCGUGCCUGAGCUCUUCCCUUCCCUACAGGGGUCUGCGAGCUGCCUUUCAUCACCACCUUUCCUGACUGGAGCUUGGCUUGAUUUGGCAAUGACUUCUCCAGGAUUUUCCCAGUAGUAACUAGAUGGAGGACCCUCACCUGCCCUCCUGGCUUUGCGCAGAGCUGUUCAAGGAGCCUGAGUCUUUAAGACUCAGCAGGCAGGAGCUUCUGGUCCAUUAGCUCAUCUAGGGUGACUCAGAGGUGAACCUUGUAUCCCAGAGGUCACAUCAGCCGAGGAUGGUGUCUUUGAGGCAGACGCAUUGGUCAGCUAGUCCCCUUGGCCUCUAGGCAAUGUCUCGAGGAUACGAUGCUUCCACCACCAUGCUGGGACUUCUGGAUGGGAAAUCAAGAAAUAAAGGCAAUUCCUCAUU